AUGGACGUGCUCUUCCCCUUGGAGUCCGCGCUCGGUCCUUCCGACGAUGCCUUGCUCUCGCCCCCCCCUCCUUCCGCCGCCGCCUCGGCUUUCUCUCCAACGGCUAUCGCCGCCGCGUGGAAAUCCGUACACCAUGCCGCGGCUGGUGCGGCGGAUUCCGCGGGGGAUUCAGCUGCGUCGCCGGCUUCACAGCUGACGCGUGACCAGCUCGUCGCCCUGCGCCCGCAUUUGACGCUCUUGCGGCGGCUGCGCGUCAUCCUCGCGGCUCGGGAUGCCCAGGCCGCGUGUCUGGUCGAGCUGCUGACGCGGCUCGUCGCGCGAAAAACGGUGAAUGUGGACAUAUUCGCCUCUGAAGAAGCAGGAGCGCCUGGAAUCGCGGCGGAGAUCGCGGCGAGCUGCUUGCUGGUUGUGGGGGCGUGGAUCAGGAAAGUGCGGCAGCAGGCUGCUGCGGUUAAGAGGCCGGGGAACGUUCAGGGCAGCACGGUUGCAGGAGGAGAGGCAGGAGAGAGAGGAGAGCGAGGAGAAGCAGGAGGAGGUAGCGGGGUGGGCGGAUUUCAUGGCGUCAGUGGCGCGCAGUGGCGGGUGAUCAGUGGCGGUAUCGACGCGGCUCGUGCGGUCGUUGGCAGAGCGCAGGAUGACGGUGUGCGGGAUGCAUGGGGACAAGGAGACGAGGUGGCAGCGGGAGGGUGUGUGUCAGCCGCAGUGUACCUUCUUGGCGUUUCUUGCCACUGCAUGGCACAGCCGCCGCCGCCGCUGCCAAUGCAGGAGAGUGAGGCACAAAGCAGUGCAAGGCAUGAGCUAGUGCACGGCAUGGUGGCAUCACUGCACACCGCCAUGCGCCACUGCCCGCACGCCAUUGUGCAUUGCGGCUUCAAGGAGGCCCUUGCCGGCAUGGGCUAUGCCAUGCUCUCAUGCACUCUCACUCCCUCCCCUCCUCCCUUCCACAGCCCCUCUCCUGCACCCAUUCCCACCCCCACCUCUACCACCCAUUCCCCACCUCCCGGCGCACUCUCUACCCCGCUCCCAUCCCCACCUCUUCCUCCUCCCUUGGCAUCAGAACCGCCGUCCAUGUCCUUCCCUGCGCUUCUUUCGUCCCUCCUCUGCCUCUGGCCUCUGGCCUUCAAGCCUGCACCGCUGCAAACAGCAGGAGCCACAUCAGUAGCAGCAGCAGCAGCAGCGGUGCUGGUGGGUCCGGACGUACCCCUGUGGUCAGCAGUGGUACGGUGCCUUGAGUUCGUCACUGCUCGCACUUCCGUGCUGCUCCCACCCGCACAAGCAGCCUCUCUCCUCUUCUCCCUCCACUCAGUGCUCGCGGCAGCCCUGCCCUCCUCCACCCAUCCAUCCGUUCCCCUGCCUCGCAUCCCCCUGAGUGCGCCAGUGGCAGUGCUGUGUGUGAGCGGUAUCCUAAGGGGUCUGUUUGCUGCGCGCUACCACCACCUCUCGCCCGCCUCCUCCCCCUCCUUCUCCACUCUCACUCCCCCCUAUCUUGCUCGCUCCACUCUCGCCCACUCCACACAACCCCGGGGCCAGGAGCAGAGAAGAUUGGAGGCAGGUGCAGGGGCGGAAGGGACGAGGGGGUGGGUAGGCGAAGGGGUGGAUGCUGUGUCUCCUGCAGGCCUUCCUCGUGACCUGUGUUGGACCCAGGUCAUGGCAGGGGGCAGGCCCGGCCUCAUGACUGUGUGUGCUGUGAACGGGGCUGGGGAUGGCAUGGAUGGUGCGGCACUAGAGUGCAUGGCCGCUGCUGUGCUGUCUGACUGCCUGCAGCUCGGACCGUGGCAUGCUGCUGCUGCUUGCCUUGCGCUGCACGCACACACAGAUGCAGAGAGCCAUUUGAAUGCACAAGCGCAGGCAGCACAGGCACCAGCUCACGCACUAGUACACGCUCAAGCACAUACACAAGCCAGUGGACCACAAAGGUAUUCGGAGGGGUUGGAGGUGGUGAAGAUUUUGAAUGGGUUGGAAGGGGUGGAGGGGUAUACUCCAGCAGCGAGCAGGCAGGUGGUGGCAGCGCUGCCGCUGUGGGUGGAAGGGCCGUGGAUGCAGCAGGCAGGGGCGAUGGCGCGCUGUGUGUGUGACCUGGUGGAGGGCUCUCACGGCCUGGCUGCUCUGCACACUGCUGCUGUGAAGGCCAUGGAACCCGUUGUUGCUGCUGCUGCUGCUUCUGCUGAUGUUGGGAGAGGAGCAGGAGAGGCCGGAGCAGGAGGAGGAGGAGGAGAGGAGAAAGGGUUGAAGGCAGCAGCAGGGUCUGGAAGCAAAGGAGGGCGUAGGCGUUCUGCAAGUGCUGCAAUUUCAGCCGAAUCCCUUGUGCCCUUCCCGGCCCCUCCUCCUCCUCUUCCUCCCGUCGUUCCCCUGACCCACCGCGCAACACUCGUCUCCCUGGCACACACCCUCACACGCUUCUCCCUCUCUCUCAACUGCUCCCAUCGCAUGUUUGCUGCGUCCCUGCACACUCUUGCCACCGCUUCAGCAGAAGCAGCAGCAGCUGGUGCUACGGCUGCUGGAUCAGGAAGGAAUGGAGUAGCAGGGAGUAAUAGCCGUGUCAGCAGCAUCAGCAUCAAGCCCGGGCAGGCGUCUGACCUUGUGUUGUUGCAGAGAGCAGCAGAGGCAGCAACGACGGUGAGGGCUGGUGCGUUUGCAGCGACGUGCGUUGUGCUGUCGAGCAUCAGCAGCACCGUGGCAGCACUUACUGCAAAGGAGGAGGAGGACGGGGAGGAGGAGGAGGACGAGUCACUCAUAGAUGCGAGGCUGGCAAGGACGGCUGCAGCAGCGCCUGCAGCAGCAUCAGUCCCAACAGAAGCUACAGUGUCUGCGGCAGAAAUGAGAGUAGGCGACAGGGUGUGUGACGUUGCUGAUGAAGGGAAUGAGGUCGCGGGGAGGAACGGGGAAGAUGGAGAAAGGGAAUGGAAUGGCAGAAGCGGGGUGGAGGGCGGAGUUGAUUCGGCAAGGGAAAUGGGAGUGGUGGCAUGGGCAUGGAGGGACGUGCAGAGAAGAGUGGCAGUGGAGGCGUUGACCAGCUUGGCCUGGCUUGACUUCUCACGAGUCAACGUUGGUCAACUCUUUCCGGACCUUGUAGCAGCGAGUGUGGAUGCGGUCAAAGAGGGGGAGGAGGGAGACGCAAGGAGAAGUGGAGGCGGUGGGAGGGCCGGGGGGUUGAAGGGGUUGAGAAAGAAGGGUGGGGGGAGUGGACGUGGGGUGGAGGAGAUGGGAGAGGAUGGGAGAGGGGAGAGGACGGCGAGUGAUCUAUGCUUGUGCCUGCCGACAACCCAGCUGGUGGCUCGAGGAAGAGGCUCCGUGCUGCCAGUGCUUGCGUCUCUAUCCCCUCCCCCGCGCGCGUACCACUGGCAGCACGACCCUGCUGCCUCCUCCGCACUGCUCUUCCUCUUCCGGGCUCUGCCCGCUGCCCUGCCGCGCCUGCCCCUGCGCCUCUUCCUGCACCGCUUGGCACCACUCAUUGUCAUGCAUCUCUCCCAUCCACAGCCCAAUCUGUGCUCCGCCGCCCACACUCUCCUCGCCUCCUUCCUCUCCCUCCACACCGACUCCCUUCUCCUCCUCGCUUACCCCCCUCCGCACCCUCCUCACCCCGCGCCCAGCCCUCCUUCGUCCAUCUUCUCCGCUCUUCCUAACCUCCUCUUCCGUACCAAAACGCCCGGCGCCUUCUCUCAUCUCACCAGCACGGGCAAGAGUGGGGCAAUCAGCGGCGCAUCUGGGGGUGCGAGAGAGAGUGUUGAGAUUUCUGCAAGCAGCAGCGCAGGUACAUUGCGUGGUGCGGCGCAGGGGGAGAGUGGCAAUGAGGGGCACAGUGGUGCUGACAGCAGGGAGGGGAGCGCGGAGCAGCAGCCGCAGAAACAGCAGCAAGAGCAGCAGCAGCAGCAAAAAGAGCGGGAGCGGGUGUUGGAGGAGAUAGAAGGAGUGGCGCUGGCGUAUGUGGAAGAGUCAGUCAAGUGCUUCCCUGCCAUCACGCCUUUCGAUGCCUUUCGCCAAGGCCUUGGAUCCAUUGCUCGCUGCCUCCCCCCUGGGCGCCCGGUCACUGUGCUGUGCUUCCGCCUCUUGUCCCGCCGCGUGCUCUGCCUCAUUGAUUCCGCUGCUGCUGCUACUGCUGCUGCUGCUGCUGGCUCUACUGCUGCUGCUGCAGAGAGAAGGGAAGGGAGUGAGGCCAACAUCUUGCCGAGUGUGGAUGGAAUGGAGGCAGAGAGAGUGGGGAGCGAUGGGGAUGGGCGACAAGGUGAGGGUGUGCAGCCGAGACGGGGGCAGGGGGAGAUGGGGAAUGAGCAGGGUGGGUUUGAAGGGGAGGCUGCACACGGAGAGGCGGCAGCAGGAGGUGUGAGGGGUAUGUUGGAGCAGAAGGGUGCAGAUGGUGGGAGUGCGGUGCAAGUGGGUGACCCUGAUGGAUGGCGCCAGUUGCUGCAGCUGCUGCUUCAUCUCAUUCCAAUUGUGGAUGUGCAGGUUCUUCCUUUGUUAUUGCAAGAGGUGGCAUCAACCCUGGUGGCUAUCCACCCUGUACCGCCUCCAUCUACUCAAUCACACUCUCCACAGUCACAGCCUGCAGCCACACACAAGGAUGAGCGUAGCAGAGAAGACGUUGUCAAGCCUCGUUCGCAAUCCCUGCCGAAAGAGCAGCAACAGAAGCAGCAACAGCAGCAGCAGCAGUCAGCACACAUGGAGCAAUCAGUCACAGAAUCACCAGCUGCAGAGAGGCGGAUCCACAGCACAGAACCCAAGGCCCAUUCACCCUCCACCAAAGCACACCAGCCGCAGGGGCACGGCGUCUCAGGGGGUUCGGAGAGCUCUGUGGGGAGUGCAGAGGAGAGGGUGAGGAGGCAGUGGCAGCAGGAUGCGCUGGGGGAGCUGUACUCAGUGAUCUCCGGGUGCUAUGAUUAUGUGCGCAGGCCCAUGCUCGUUGCCUUCUUCCAGACUCUCUCCUUCAUGUGCAACCACACUGGCACUCAAUCCAAGCUGUAG
Molecule: messenger RNA, 4959 nt
Organism: Closterium sp. Naga37s-1
Lineage: Eukaryota; Viridiplantae; Streptophyta; Zygnematophyceae; Desmidiales; Closteriaceae
Source: the annotation of a GenBank genome assembly